AUAUUGAGAAUUCGUAUGCUCCGGCUCUCGAAACUAACAUGCUUCACUCUCGUGGCGAGUUGCCGCAUGUUUGCCCGUCGCCAUAUGGCGCCUGGAUGUACGCAGGAUUAAUAUAUUGGUCAUUCAAUAUGUAUGAUGUCGAGGGGACAAACUUCGUGCUGCGUACAUUCCUAACGUUAAACCCUUGCUUCAGCACAGCCCUCCAGCCAUCUCGCAUCCAUGUAUCCCAACGCUGAGCAAACGUACGUGGCUCUAAUGUACAGAGCCUCGAGCUAUUAUGCCACUUGGGAUCCGAUAAGGCCCAUAACCCUUGGAGAUUAUGGUUACAUACGAAACAACUACUCCUUCGAGAAGGAGGGGAACAUAUUCAAUGACAGGCUCGCUGAGGAAUUCGAUAUCAGUAUUGUUGAUGGAGGGGAGGACAGCGAACGAUGGAUCGUGUCAGUGGCAACCAAGGAGCAGACGCUGAGUGUCAAUAUCGGCGUACCGAAGGCGACAAUCAAGAAAUCGUUCUCAAUCACUAGGAGCUGCGGCGCGAUUUUGGCUAUGUUACGACCGCGCCACCAGAGCCUGACAGGACCGCUCAGAGACCUCAUAUAUUCUACUGCCUUCACCGACGAACGGGUCCUUGUCUCGGAGGUCUACAGUUGUUCAUCCUAUGCUCGGCUCCUCGUUCCGCGCCAAAAGGGUUCCGUGGAGAUCAGCCUGGAUAUCACGGAGUCACAGGCUCAUAUCCUCCAUGGCACGGUUGAGGGUAAAUGGCGUACAAGUGCUGAAAGUGGCGACUUCAAGUUCCUACACGAGCGCGAACAAGCAGAUUACAAGGCGCGGCCGCUCGUUAGGCUCCUCGGCCGCUCCCGUGGCAGAUGGGGCAAGAAGAGGCCAGUGGAGACACUACCACCGCCUGCAUGGAGGCGUAUCGCCAUGCGGCAUGUCCGUGGAUGUGGUUUGGAUGAGGGCUUCGAUGGAGAAGAGAGUGAUUAUGAUGAUGUUAUGCUGUAGCCGCUAUCCUGAAACUCGUAUAGCAUACCCAUAUGUCUUGAUCACUGUAUACCUAUGUUGCAUGUUUACGCCGACAGGUUUAAAGCCAAGGCGUGGCCCGGUCUCAUUCAAUAUAUGUAAUAGUACUUAGCAGUCUUAGAUAUACAGCACCGGUUAUCGUAGUAUGGAUUGGCUCCGGUGAGCUAGGGCAUUG
This is a messenger RNA of Laetiporus sulphureus 93-53, 1195 nucleotides long. RefSeq lists its product as uncharacterized. The transcript has 3 exons. NCBI's taxonomy places the organism in Eukaryota, Fungi, Basidiomycota, Agaricomycetes, Polyporales, Laetiporaceae. The record is from RefSeq and is a predicted model, not a curated record. Bases 220 to 1002 code for a protein of 260 amino acids.